UACCGACCAACCUCCACACCCUGCGAGAGAGCUGUCCGCAUUCCUGCCAUACACACACAACACUCACACAAACACACACACACACACACACACACACACACACAAAGACAUAGCCAAACACGCCCUCACCUUCUCCCCAAGCAGGAAGAACCCUAAGGUAAACAGAGCAGUGGCGGGAUUGUGGGCCUGUCACUCAGCAGCCAACCCGGACCUCAUCCCCACUUACCCUGCAGUCUCAUCAUGAGCUCGGCUGGCAGCGAUGCAGGCGACGGUGGUCUGGGGGCCCCGCAGACGAAGACCCCCGGGGAGAAGGCCUCGGGGCCCGUGAGCGCAGACGGCUCGGGGUGGACGAGGGCCAGCUGCCCGUGCUGCGCGGGGGGCCCCGUGGAGCCCCUGGUGCUGCUGCAGCUCAGAGCGGGGCUCCCGAGAGAGACCAAGGACUGGGUCAUCACCCUCAUAGCCACCGCCGUGAAACAAGGAGGUGCAGGCUUGUCCGCCCACCCGGGGGAGGAGCCUAGCGGUGACAUCAUCGUGGUGUCGGCGCCGCGGUGCACGCUGCUGCGGGCGGCGGAGGAGCUGGGUCUGUGCAAGCCCUACCGCACGGGGGACAUGACGGCCUUCUCCUACCACGACAGGAGCAACUUCAGGGACGCCGAUGACGUGCAGGUGUUCCUGACCCUGGCUGAGAGACAGUACAUAGUGAAGUACGAGCUGGAGGGCCUGCGAGCUCAGAGGGACCUCAAGAUACCCGGACUCCCAGAGGGGCGCCUUCUGCAACGCCGUGAUAACAUCUGGCAGAAGCUGAAGGCGGUGGGCGUGGUCCAGGGCAUGUUUCCCCUGAAUGACGAGGACAAACUCAAGGCUCUAAGUGACUGCUGGUACUCUGGGAACCAGUUGACUCAGCCUCUGGACAAGAUCCACGCCUACUUCGGCGGUACCGUAGCGUUCUACUUCAGCUUCCUGGAAUUCUACACCUGGUCUCUGCUCCCUCCCGCCAUUCUGGGGCUGAUCCUCACAGUCUUCUCCGGGAGCGUCAACAAGGAGGCCAUGGACUCCAUCUCAGACUCCAAGGUCGCCGCGGGGGACGACGACGACGACCAGACGGUCAGCGGUCACAUGAUCCAGGCGGUGUUCAGCAUGCUGUGGUCCACGGUCGUCAUAGAGAUGUGGAAGCGCCGCAGCACCCUGCUGGCGUACCGCUGGGGCACCAUGCAGCUGGCCGAGCGCUUCUCGGAGCCCCGCCCCGCCUACCACGGCGCCCUGGGGGUGAACCCCGUGACGGGCCGCGUGGAGCCGCUGUUCCCCGCCUGGCAGCGGGAGCUGCGGAUGGCGCUGGUGUCGGUGCCCGCGGUGGGGCUGUUCCUGGGCCUGGUGGUGAUGGGGAUGCUCGGUUUCUACUGGGGGGAGGCCCAGGCCCAGAGCCUCCACGCUGAGUGGGACUCGCUGCUGUCCAGCGUGGUGCUCUACCUGCCCUCCGUGGCCCACAUCGUCUACACCAACGCCCUGGGGACGGCCUACAGGCAGGUGGCGCUGGCGCUCACAGAGUUCGAGAACCACAGGGAGGAGUCGGCCUACAACGAUCACCUCACAGGGAAGAUCCUCGUGUUCACCUUCUUCAACUACUUUGCCGUGCUCUUCCAUAUUGCCUUCUACAAGCAGGACCUGCCGCUACUCCGUAAGCGCCUGGCCUCCCUGCUGAUCAUCACCCAGCUGGUGAACCAGGUGACGGAGGUGGUGAUCCCCUUCCUGGUCGACCGCUUCCUCAGUGCGCCCAAGAGGAAGGAGAAGAAGGAGGACCCUCAGGAGGACAAGUUCAGGAACCAGAGCAGCCUUCCUGAUUUCCCUGGCCUGUUCUCGGAGUACAUUGAGCUGCUGGUGCAGUUCGGCUACUUCAGCCUGUUCUCCUGCGUCUACCCGCUCACCGCCGUGCUGCUGCUCGUCAACAACCUGACGGAGAUCCGCUCCGACGCCUACAAGAUGUGCAAGCUGUUCAAGAAGCCCUUCUCGGCCCCCGUGGCGGGCAUGGGGGUGUGGCAGACAGCGUUUGAGGUCUUGAGCUUCGUGUCGGUCAUCUCCAACUGCUGGUUGCUGCUUCUGUCGCCACGGUUACAGGAGCUGGGCCAGGAGAGCGGCGUCACUGGGACCAAUGUCGUGCUGGUGGCCGUCCUGAUGGAGCAUCUUCUGAUUAUGAUCAAGAUGGUUCUGGCCAAACUGAUCCCUGAUGAACCGGACUGGAUCCGAGUUAAACGAGAGCAGAACGAGUUCAUAUCAAUGCAGGCCUUAGGACAGCAGAAACAGUGAAGGGGAUUGUGGAGAGAACGGGGCAGGCCUGUGUUUGGAGCUUCAGUGCUGCAUUCACUCUCAUCCAGUCCUGCGUAGCUAGGCAACCGGUUGAGUAUCACUUCACCGAGAGCAGACUAUAUGCCCUUAUUAUAUCCUUCUGUCAGCUAGCAGUGCUUCAGGGCUAACCCCAGGCAAAUUCUCACACGCACACGCACGGCGGCAGGAGAAACUCGACAUGGGGGCAUCUGAAGUGACAGAGGGGGGGGGCACCACUAUUUUUCACUUGCUGAUAACCCAGGAGGGAUCAUAACCGCUGGUACAAUUACUCGCAAUGCAUUUGCAUUUAUUUUGCAGUCGGUUGAAUUGACCCCGCCCUUCUAUCCGGAAGGCCAGUAACAAUUUGUUUUUUUGGAGUUGUGUGAACGAAGCACUCGGACGCAACACAUGGGUCGAGCAUGACGGAUGGGGCAGGUGAAAAUACGGGAUAGGAGAUAUGGAUACAAAACUAAGGGGGGAGCCAUGUUUUAAGGGACAGGCGUUGAAGCCUUCUGGCCCCUUGGUGACAACGGCCGGAGCUCCAGUCCCAAGUGGGUCCCCAGGAGCUGCUGGGGGUUAUGCAAAAGGCGUUCAGCGUUCACAGACACCCUCUGUAACGCUCGCCUGGUGUGGGUAGUGCAUUUUUAUUCCAAGAGGACUUUUUAUCUGUUUUGAUUUUGAUUUGUACGGGUGGCUGUUGAGGCCCUGUGGAGACUGUUACGCUUCGCUCUGUAACGGACUGCUUUAAAUGCUACUAAUUGAUGAUAGUGGUACUUCCUAUUUUUCGAGUUAAGGUAGAGCGCGUCAUUUAGCGGCCGUAGCGCAUGGCUUUCAUACCCGGGUGCUGUUAGUGUAUAGAAGGUCCUGGUCCAUAUUGUGUGAGCGGAUGCUAGUGCAGAAUGACCUCACUACAAGGUGGCGUGUUGAACUACGUGGAUGUUAAUGAAUUUAAUAAAUUUAAUAACAACUGAAUUCGACCCUGAAUUAAAUAACAAUGGGUUGAAUAUUACCUGCUGAAUAAUUGUAUUUUUUAAAAGAUUGUUUUUUAAAAACAAAAUUCAACAACAAAACAUUUCAGGCAUUAAAUUGCAAUGCAAAAAGAUGUAAGCUUCAAUGGAGAAAAGAUUCCGGCUCACCGAAUUCACCAUGCCAUUUUGCAUUCAGGACAUUUUACAUACUUACAUAAUAUUGUUUGAUUCACACCUAGGCAUUGUAAUUUCCAGAAGCCUUAAAGUAUUGAUAAUGGUGCUGUGUUUCUUUUUUCAUGUGAUUCAUCACGGUUUGCUCGUCCAUAAAUACGCAUUAUCUGCUUGAUGUACUCUUAAAUCAAUGUGGCUAAAAUCCCCUUAACUCUCAUAAUUAACUCAUAUCCCACCUCACCAUACCACUUUCCUGGAAAAACAUUGUCAUAGAUUUCACAAGAAAUCGAUAAAGAAGAAAUCCCCAAGAAAGUAGAUCCGAUUCCUUAUUUAAUAAACAUCUUGAAGCUGUGGAUCUGAGAUAACACAGAGCAACCAAAGAAUUGUGCUUUUUAUGAAUGUUGUUUUACCAUAUAUAUUUAUACUUUGAGUAUUUCACGCGUUGUUUGCCUUAAACAGAUACUGUACUUGAAUGAGGUGGUGUUACACUUGCUUACGAAUGUUAUUUAAUGAUUGACUGCAGGCAUAUUGUGAUAAUAUAUAAGUCAAACAGGCACAGAGUGGAGAUGGACUGACGUUACAUCCAGGGAUCCAACCAUCUGAAAACUGCCCCUGGGCAAGGCACUAAAGAGAAGCAGGUUCUAUUCCCAGGCUGACCCUGACUUCUUGUGUGCGUCACGUUAUGCAGUAAUACCCUUUUUGUUUGUUGUUGAGAGUGAUGACCAAAUAUAUACUAUUCAUAGGCUUUUGUAAAUUUACAAUAAACAUGGCUUACUUCUCCUUGAA
Gadus morhua (Atlantic cod) is the source of this 4244-nucleotide messenger RNA. RefSeq names its product anoctamin 10b (gene ano10b). The transcript has 16 exons. Gene Ontology annotation, cellular component: plasma membrane. Gene Ontology annotation, molecular function: chloride channel activity. The record is from RefSeq and is a predicted model, not a curated record. Gene Ontology annotation, biological process: chloride transmembrane transport. NCBI's taxonomy places the organism in Eukaryota, Metazoa, Chordata, Actinopteri, Gadiformes, Gadidae. The coding region runs from base 241 to 2301 and encodes 686 amino acids.